Meloidogyne enterolobii is the source of this 465-nucleotide messenger RNA. The record is from the annotation of a GenBank genome assembly. NCBI's taxonomy places the organism in Eukaryota, Metazoa, Nematoda, Chromadorea, Rhabditida, Meloidogynidae.
AUGUCUUCCACCACAUUCAUUUGUAUUAUUUGUUCUGAACCCUUGACUUCUGAUAAUAUGUUUUCAAUUUCGUGUGGUCAUGUUUUUCAUGAAGAUUGUAUGACACAAAUAAUCUCUCAAAAAAAAUAUUGCCCUCAAUGUCGGAAAGUUGCAACAUUAAAAGAUGUUCGGCAAAUACAUUUACAACCUUUAGACAAUAUGCAGACUAAAUCUGAAUCAAAUAAAAUUAAAGUAAGGUGGAAGAUUUAGAACAAUUUUUGGGAUUAAUUGGAUUUAUAUACAAAUUUAAGAACUGAGGAAUAUUCUUUUAAUUCACAAAUUCCACCCUCAUCACCCCCAAAUACAUACUUUAUAUCUAUCUAAAUUCCCGAUCCAUCAGAAUUCCAUUAUAUCCCACAAUCCAUCGGUAUCUACAUAAAUCUCUAUCCCUGGAUAUACUUCUUGAUUACGAAAUAGACCCUGAUC